CUUUCACCAACAGCCCCUUUAUCCCUAGCAUAUACCCUCGCUGACAGGCAGUCAUCUCCGUCCGGACAUGGACGAGUCCAUUCCAAGGCCGGCGAGACAUCGCCCAGCGCCCAUGCUGCCAGCAGAGUCGUCGACAUCGCAGCAGCAUGACUUCUACCGAGAUGCUGCAGUCGAUGAGCUAUGCAGACUCGACACUUUCGAAGGCGCUUACGACUCAAAGGAUUUCCUCGCUGGCCUAUCAGAUCGCCUCAUAGCCAGAUCAAGAGCAGAUCCAGGGCCCUUCAACCCAAAUCCCUUCAUUCGCACAUUUGAGACGGCCAUCCAACGAUUGCAGGGGUUGCGCACCCAGCUCCAAGAUCAACAGACGACAUUAGCCUCAUCGGUGCAGGUCGCGCAAUCAGCCUACUCAUCAAAGCUUCAUGAGAUUGCCUCUCACUUCACUUCGGUCUCGCAGUCGUUUUCCUCGCUCGAGUCAAGAUUCGGUGAAGUGAGCCGGACAGCCAUCACCAUCGGCGAGCAGCUGGAGAACAUCCAUCGACAGCGACAGCGCGCCCUCGAGGCUCACGACCUCAUCGAACAUUACUACGCCUUUGCGCGCGGCGAUACGAGCAAGCUCGAUCGACUGCGCAAGGAAGGAGGGAGAGAAGGGAGACUAAAGACUGCCAUCAUCGCCCGCCGCUUAGGCGUCAUCAGCCGCGAGGUCGACGUUCCCGGAGCAGAGCAGAUUAGGGAGACGGUGGAUCGCUACAAUGAGCGCUUCGAGCGUGAUAUGCUCAAGCUCUUUGAUCGCUUCUACCGCAAGGGAGAUCCAAAGAUGAUGUCGCACAUCGCGAAAGUGUUACAGAACUUCAAUGGCGGGCAAAGCUGCGUGCAGAUCUACGUCAAUCAGCACGACUUCUUCAUUAGUAAGGAUAGGGUGGGCGAAGCCACGCGAGUGGAGAGCAGUAACAUCUGGAAGACACUCGCCGACCCAGACGCCUUACCUCCUACUACGGAGAAGAACCUGGCUGACCUUUUCUCCGAGAUCCGCCAAGUUGUUGAGCAAGAAGCGCAGAUUAUCGCUGCAGUCUUCCCCAAUCCGCUGAUGGUCAUGACAACAUUCUUGCAGCGUGUCUUUGCCCAGUCCGUGCAAGGCCACAUCGAGGUGCUGAUGAACAAGGCUGCGGAGAUCGGCGGCGCCAAAGCGAGUAGCUCAGAUGCUCACUCCCUCGGUGGCGCCACCUCGCCGCAGAGCGACCUCGCCUUCCUGCGCGUGCUACAGAUGGCGAGAAGUAUGGCCCUCGCUCUCAUCGCUGACAUCAAGGUGUACGACUUUCGCGGCCCAGGAGGCGGACCCUCGCGAGGAGAUGCGAGCCCCUCGCUGCUAGCAGAUGGUCCCUUCGGAUCCACCACCAGUAACAUGAUCGAGUCGGGGCCACACACCAGCAACUCUCUGAGUGCCAUGCUCGAGGGUGCGGUCGAGGAGAUCUUUAUGCCGUACAUGGAGGGCACGGCCUACCUGGAGCGCGAGACCAAGAGUCUGACAGAGCUCUAUGCUGCUUACUUGGCACGCUUCACGGCUCUCCAUCGGUCGUCGGGAAAGACCAAGGGAGCGGGUACGACCAUCUUCGACAGAGUACGAGCGGCCGCGGGAGGUUCGAACAGUCCUGGCCCUUCUGGGUCUGCAUCCUCCUCCUCAUCGACCAUCGUGGGCUCAUCGAGUUCCUCGACAGCAGCAGCGAGUGCCACGUCGAACACAUCGGCUUUCUCGAAGAUAUCCGGUUUUGUGGGUCGAGCAAGAGGUGCUCAACAACCAGCAGCAGCUACAACUACAGCGGCACCAGGCCCAGUUUCUGGCGACGCGUCGCAAGACUCGACAGGCAAUGCAAGUAUAGAUGCCAUGACGCCUGUGGGCGGAGAAGAGGACAGCGGUCUCGAAGGUGACCUUUCUCUCGGAGUAGCCGAACGCAUGCUCCGCUGGCACGCCGAAGCCAUAGGUCGUUGCGUCGAUCUGAGCAAGGCGAGCGAUGUAGGCAAGAAUGCGUUCAGCCUUCUCAAGGUGCUAGCAGAGGCCUUCUUGAAGUCAUACGUCGAGACGGCACUCGACUCCACUACCACUCUGGUCGCAGCGCAGGACACCCGCUCAGCGCAGAUGCCAGACCUGAGCCCGCUCCGCAUCGUGCGGCAGGUAGACCUGGUCACCAGCCUUUGGCAGCACUACAUUCACGUCGCCUUGCUUCCUCUUGUGAGCAACUCCGUCACCAUGAGGAGGGAAAUGGCCAUCUUCAACAACCACAAUCUUCUUCGCGUUGAAGGCAAAUGCGACGCCCUUGUGCAGCGCUUGGUAGAUAACCUCUUGGCGCAUCUAUCAGGCAGGCUGGCGACGCAGAAGAAGAACGACUUCGCGCCCAAGAAUGAUGAGUUCGCCAUGUCGCGCAUGAAUACCGACGCAUGCUUGUCAUGCUGCGAUGCGCUUGCUCGAGCGGCCAGCGUGGUUCACUCCAUCUUUCCCUCUUCAUCGGCUGCACCAACGAUGACAGAAGGAGACGGCGGUGAUCGCGGCACGGUCUCGAGCGUUCCGACCAAGAACCCGAACGCGGAGAACGUUCUCCUCGAGGUCGGGCUAGCAUUCCACGCUCAACUGCUCGACCACUUCAAGAAGUUCACAGUGACCGCUGCAGGCGGCCUGAUGCUCAAUCAAGACCUCGCCGCCUACCAGGAAGCAGCCUCCAAGCUGCAGCUCGGCCCCCUUCUGGCCGAUCGCUUUGAUAUGCUGCGCUCCCUGGGCAAUCUGUUCAUCGUCCAGCCAUCGGUAUUGCGCGGCUAUAUGAAGGAGGGGAACCUAGGCAAGGUGGAUGAGAAGCUCUUGCAAGGCUUCUUGGUAAGGAGGAGCGACUACGCCAAGGAUGUGAGAGACUUGGCCCUCGGGCCAGCACUGGUCGUUGAUGCGAGUGCGACGAAUUCGACGGCGGGGACCGGACAGAUGGGAAAUGUGGCGGGUGAGGGUGAUCAGGGUAGACUAGAGAGGAUGCUCCUCGAUUUGGAGCGCUACGCCGCCGGGAGCGUGACGAGCGAGCCUGUGGCCGCUGGCGGGUCAUAGUCUGCGGGCGUGGCAUGUGUGUGUGUACUUGUACUUGAUGACGACGACGACGACGUAGAACGUGAAGCUGGUCAAUAUAUCAUCCUCACGCUGCGCACCUUGCUCGUAGACUCGUGCGAAUGGGGUAUCAAUUAUCUCUCCUGUCGUACUCUAGCUACUCUUGAUCACAGAAUCACCCUAUCCACUCCCAUCGACCUUCUUACCUGCAGCACGGCAGCCA
Messenger RNA from Jaminaea rosea, 3299 nucleotides. RefSeq names its product exocyst complex component Sec10. The record is from RefSeq and is a predicted model, not a curated record. Gene Ontology annotation, cellular component: exocyst; cytoplasm. The transcript is spliced from 2 exons. Gene Ontology annotation, biological process: Golgi to plasma membrane transport; exocytosis. Lineage: Eukaryota; Fungi; Basidiomycota; Exobasidiomycetes; Microstromatales. Bases 68 to 3079 code for a protein of 1003 amino acids.